GCAAUAUCCGAGACCAUACGUGAACUUAUCUCGCAGUUCAAAGAGGACGCGCUCUCCGCAUUUGGAUCUGCAGCAACUUUGAAGUUUGAAGUUUGAAUCUCUCUCUUUCUCCCGAGAAGAACGAAAAGAAUGUCGAGAAUGAGAGUGGCUGUGAUUGGUGGUGGUAUCAGCGGACUGGUAUCGGCGUACGUGCUGGCGAAAGCCGGAGCCCAGGUGGUUCUGUACGAGAGGGAGGACUACUUAGGCGGCCAUGCCAAGACUGUCAACUUCGACGGCGUCGAUUUGGACCUCGGUUUCAUGGUCUUCAAUCGCGUAACGUAUCCUAAUAUGUUGGAGUUCUUUGAGAAUCUUGGAGUUGAUAUGGAGCUAUCUGAUAUGUCAUUCUCAGUAAGCUUGGACAAAGGCAAUGGGUGUGAAUGGGGUAGUCUAAAUGGCUUAUCAGGUUUGUUUGCACAGAAGAAGAACAUUUUGAAUCCAUACUUUUGGCAAAUGAUUCGAGAAAUUAUCAAGUUCAAGGCCGAUGUCCUCAGUUAUCUUGACGACCUUGAGAACAACCCAGACAUUGAUCGCAAUGAAACUUUGGAACAGUUUAUUAAGUCACACGGUUACUCUGAAUUAUUUCAAAAGGCUUAUCUUAUACCAAUAUGUGGUUCAAUUUGGUCCUGUCAUUCAGAAGGAGUCAUGCGCUUUUCAGCUUACUCAGUUCUUUCUUUUUGCCGCAAUCAUCAUGUUUUACUGCUCUUUGGUCGCCCACAAUGGCUUACUGUCAGAUGGCGUUCACAUAGUUAUGUCAACAAGGUUAGAGAACAGCUCGAGAGUUGGGGUUGCUGGAUAAGAACUGGUUCUGAGGUACAAUCUAUUUCUACAACAGUUGAGGGUUGCACAGUACUUUGUGAUGGUUCGCAAGAAAUAUAUAGUGGAUGCAUAAUGGCUGUUCAUGCCCCCGAUGCUUUGAAAAUAUUAGGAAAGCAAGCAACAUUUGAAGAGACGAGAGUACUUGGUGCUUUUCAAUAUGAAUCUAGUGAUAUUUUCCUUCACCGUGACAAAACUUUUAUGCCCCAAAAUCACGCAGCAUGGAGUGCGUGGAAUUUUCUGGGGAGUACAGGCAAUAAAGUUUGCCUGACAUACUGGCUUAAUUUGCUUCAGAAUAUUGAAGAAACAAGUCUACCUUACCUUGUGACGCUCAAUCCAGGUCAGAUACCUAAGCAUACCUUACUUAAGUGGUCAACCAGCCAUCCAGUCCCAUCUGUUGCUGCAUCAAAAGCUUCACUUGAGCUUGAUCAUAUUCAAGGGAAGAGAGGGAUUUGGUUUUGUGGAGCAUACCAGGGUUAUGGCUUCCAUGAAGAUGGAUUAAAGUCUGGAAUGGUUGCUGCACAUGAUGUGCUUGGAAAAAGUUAUGUUGUUCUUAGUAACCCAAAACACAUGGUACCUUCUGUGAUGGAAACAGCGGCACGCAUUUUCGUUACUAGAUUUCUUGAUCGUUAUAUCGUCAAUGGCUCUUUGAUUAUGUUGGAGGAAGGAGGUACAAUUUUCACCUUUGAUGGAACAGGAAAAAGAUGUUCUUUGAAAACUGUACUGAGAGUUCACAGUCCCCAAUUUUAUUGGAAGGUUAUAACACAGGCUGAUUUAGGCCUUGCAGAUGCAUAUAUAAAUGGAGAUUUUUCUUUCAUAGAUAAAGAUGAAGGUAUUUUGAAUUUUAUUAUGGUUCUCAUUGCCAACAGAGAUAAUAAUAAAUCUGUCCCAAAAUUGAAUAAGAAAAGGGGAUGGUGGACACCAUUGCUACUCACAGCCGGAGUUGCAUCAGCAAAAUAUUUCUUUCAGCAUUUCUUGAGGCAAAAUAGUCUUACACAAGCUCGUAGGAAUAUCUCCCGUCAUUAUGACCUGAGUAAUGAACUUUUUGCGCUGUUCUUGGAUGAAACAAUGACUUACUCAUGUGCGUUGUUUAAGUCAGAAGAAGAAGACUUGAAAAGUGCUCAGAUGAGGAAAAUUUCACGUCUGAUUGAAAAAGCAAGAGUAGAUAAGAAUCAUGAAAUUCUCGAGAUUGGUUGUGGCUGGGGAAGCUUGGCUAUUGAAGUUGUCAAACAAACUGGAUGCAAGUACACUGGCAUUACUCUAUCUGAGGAGCAACUGAAAUUUGCAAAAAAGAGAGUGAGUGAAGCUGGCCUUCAGGACCGCAUCAGAUUUCUUCUUUGUGACUACCGCCAAUUGCCUAAAACGUACAAAUAUGACAGGAUCAUAUCUUGUGAGAUGAUUGAGGCAGUUGGCCACGAAUACAUGAAGGAGUUCUUUGGCUGUUGCGAAUCUGUGUUAGCAGAAGAUGGGCUUCUUGUUCUACAGUUCAUAUCAAUCCCGGAUGAGCGCUAUGAUGAGUACAGGCUAAGUUCCGAUUUUAUCAAAGAAUAUAUUUUCCCUGGUGGAUGCUUGCCUUCGUUAAGUAGUUUGACAUCAGCCAUGGCGGCUGCAUCCAGACUUUGUGUGGAGCACCUGGAAAAUAUAGGAAUCCAUUACUACCAGACACUACGAUGCUGGAGAAAAAAUUUCUUAGAAAAGCAGAGUGAAAUUCUCUCCCUGGGAUUCAAUGAGAAGUUCAUUAGGACAUGGGAGUAUUAUUUUGACUAUUGUGCAGCUGGUUUUAAAACACAGACACUUGGCAAUUAUCAGGUCGUAUUCUCGCGUCCAGGAAAUGUGUCUACGUUCAGCAAUCCAUACAAGGCCUUUAUUUCAGAGUACUGAGAUACAUACAUACAUACAUACAUAUAUGUAUGUAUAUUCACGGUCAUUGAAAGAACGCCAAUUCUUUCAAGCCAUUUUAAGUACGGAAUUACUACACAUUCAUAAAAUAAGCAUCCAUAAACUUACAUAAACAUGUGGCAAGCGUAUGCGACUUAUUUAAUAAAAUUUGUUUGUAUUUUUUAAUCUAUGUGAUAUGCAUUUUUUGCUUGCCACAUAGAUUAUGUAAGUUUAUGGAUGAGAAAAUUAUGGACAUAUAUCAUUUUGGUUUUAAGUAGUUGAUUCUUUCCGAUUCUUGAUGCUAGACGUUAUUUGAAAGAACAUUUUAAACUAUGAAUCUAUCGCUGCUGAAAACUGGCGACUGGACCUGGGCAUCUGGCCCUGUUUUCUAAAGUUCUUUUUAUAUGAUUUAUAUGUCCAUUGCCUAGCACUGCCAGUAGAGUUGUUUCAUCCCACCUUACCGGGAAAAUAUUGUGCGUGGGAGUCGACUUUUUAUGUUUAAGAUUCAAAGAGAGAGACUAGCAAUCUUUUGUUGGAAGAUAAAUUUGUUGACGGUUAAUGCUGGAUGCAAUCCAAGUUAUCAAUCAAUGCCGUCGACCGCAAACCGGUGUCUUACUUAGAAUACAGACUUGUAAUUUUCAUGGAACCCUAGCAUUGUUCAAAUAUUUGACUACCAAAGAUCAACAUUUCACUUGAGAUACAGAAAGAUCACACUAGGCAUACAUAUAGAUAUAGACUUCAAUUCAAUCAUCAACCAUCACACUUGAAACAUUCGUCUUUCGCAUUCAACACAAUGAUAGAAGAAGAAGCAGUAUGUUGCUCAGGCCUUCUCCAAUUGGCCUGAUAACACAUGCAAAACAAUGCACACUUUUUUACUAACUAUUGCACCCUCUUCGAAAGGAACAACUAAUUAGAGCAAUGAAAGUUCCAGCCUAAUGAAAAAAAAUCUGAGGGAAGAUUAAAAUAGGGCCUCAUAAAUCCGUGGGGAAAAGCUGCAUUAAUUAUGAGUCACAACUGAUAUUUGAAUGAAGAAUGCAAGAGAGAGACCAUUAACCCAAAUUUAAAAAGACUUCCCAUAAACGCCUUCCAUAAGAUAUAAACAUGAAUAAACUCUAGCCCUAAAUAUCUACGAAAACCUCACAGCCAAUUCUAGCAUCCAAAACAUCUAGAAUCAUCAUCUACUGCAAUGAAUCAUGCCUAAACAGAUGGGUUACAGUAUCUUAACGAGGUACCAACUCACUACUUCACAUUCUGCAGGCCAACAACAGCUUACCACAAGUCAUGAUCGGCAUUGCCGAGCUAAAACCGACCUCUCAUGUCUGUUGAUUUAAAAUUCAGCUGAACAAACUCUUCCACCGCCAUUUGAUGUUGAACACCACACACUGAAACUCAGGUUCAGCAAUUAGUGGUCGGUUGACUCCACCUCAGAACUUGAGUGACUCUCCUGUACAAGACAAGGGCAAAAUACAGGAGAAAUGAUUAUGCCAUCCGGAAAGAGUCAACUACCACUACGUGUACCGCUACCAUUAUGAAUACCGCUACCAUUACGACGUUUUCAACCCAAAUGACUCAUUCAUAACUCCACUGCUAUCAUAAAAAUACCUUACCAGAAAAAGUCUUCUACUUGUCAUAUGAUAAAUCUACCGAUAGAAUUGUUCAAUCUAUCUCCCUUAGCAUCACCCUAUUUUAAAAAGGUAAAAUGAAAACAAACAAACUAAUAACAAAAUAAUUAAUUGCAAUCAAACCAACAUUAUAUAAACAACUACGGCAAUAAAAUAAAAGCUCAUAAGAUCUAGUAGACAAUUAUAAGCACGCCAAAUUUAGAACUACACUCAAGCAUUAAAUGUGGGCACCUAGUACGCCUUGCAAUUACUACUUAUUAUAAACUAUCAAAAUAGAUACUACAAAGUACUGGAAUUCAAGCAAUCCAACCAGACCCAAAGCAUAUUGAGAAUCAACUUGAGCCGCUAUCCUCGCCGCUGGAAAUGAGAAA
This is a messenger RNA of Tripterygium wilfordii, 4723 nucleotides long. Its product is annotated as tuberculostearic acid methyltransferase UfaA1-like. Gene Ontology annotation, biological process: lipid biosynthetic process. The record is from RefSeq and is a predicted model, not a curated record. The transcript has 25 exons. NCBI's taxonomy places the organism in Eukaryota, Viridiplantae, Streptophyta, Magnoliopsida, Celastrales, Celastraceae. The coding region runs from base 130 to 2733 and encodes 867 amino acids. Gene Ontology annotation, molecular function: methyltransferase activity; oxidoreductase activity.